This is a messenger RNA of Notodromas monacha, 2053 nucleotides long. The record is from the annotation of a GenBank genome assembly. NCBI's taxonomy places the organism in Eukaryota, Metazoa, Arthropoda, Ostracoda, Podocopida, Cyprididae.
AUGACUUACAGAAGUAUCACCAUGGGAACUACGGCAAAAUAUUCUGCUCCGCCAGCCGAACUUUACAAUCCAUUUACUUUGAAAGAACUCCAACUUCUGACGGAUUCAGUUGCCACAGCGCCAAAUCAGGCUCGAGGAAAAAUCGACUGGACGAAGUAUUUCAAGUCAAUUUUCGAGCCGGUUGGAGCCACGUUGACUGACACUGAUAAAAUCAUUGUUGUCAAUCCGACGUUCCUCGAGCAACUCGUCGACUUGAUCAACUCUUUCGAUGACAUAACCAUUGGCAAAAUGGAACAGUGCAUCGGGAAAACCAACAGGUUCCUCGGUUGGUCUCUAGGAGCAAUGUACAUCGAGAGAUUUUUCAACAAGGAUUCCAAACAAAACCUGCUUGACAUGGUCGAACUAAUCCGAGCAGCGUUCAUUCAAGAGCUCAACGGCACCACCUGGAUGGACCCAAACACUCGGGACCUGGCAAUGGAGAAGGCCAAAGUGAUGCGUGUGAGAAUGGCGUACCCGGACUGGACAAUGACCGCGGAUGGCAAACCCAACGAAGAUGCCCUCAAGGUGUAUUACAAAGGCCUGCUUGACAUGGUCGAACUAAUCCGAGCAGCGUUCAUUCAAGAGCUCAACGGCACCACCUGGAUGGACCCCAAAACUCGGGACCUGGCAAUGGAGAAGGCCAAAGUGAUGCGUGUGAGAAUGGCGUACCCGGACUGGACAAUGACCGCGGAUGGCAAACCCAACGAAGAUGCCCUCAAGGCGUAUUACAAAGGCGUGGUGAUUACGGAAAAUGACCACUUUCAAAACGUGCUGAGCAUCUUCCAGUUUGAGGUGAAAGACGAAGCUGCACUUUUACGCAAGACGCCAGACCCGAACGAGUGGAUAACGAAGCCAGCUGUCGUGAAUGCAUUUUAUUCAUCUUCGUAUAACGCCAUUUCUGGGUUUCUUCAACCACCAUUUUAUUACCAUAGUCUGAAUGUACCAGCGAUCAAUUUUGGUUCCAUCGGAGGAGUUAUCGGUCAUGAGAUCAUCCAUGGAUUCGAUGACUCGGGCUCGUUGUUCGACAAAGACGGAUCCCGUUUAAAUUGGUGGACGAACACUACGAGGGCAAAGUACGACAAGAAGACAGAAUGCUUUGUGAACCAGUACGAGAGUAUUACUGAGCUCGGACUCACAAAACCAUCAGCAAAUCCAAACGGUCUUCAGAUAAACGGGAACUUGACCCUCGGAGAAAAUCUGGCUGACAAUGGAGGAGUGAGGAACGCGUACCGGGCGUACAAAGCUUACGUCCAAAAGUCGCCGACUGCUUUGCGACUGCCUGGACUGGCUAAUUAUACACCUCUUCAGCUAUUUUUUCUGGGACACGCCGUUGGAGUGUGUGGAAUAGUCACCGAAGAAUCACUUGCGCAGGAUUUGCGAGCUGAUCCCCACGCGCCUUGGGCAAGUCGAGUGAUUGGCACAUUGCAAAACAUGCCGGAAUUCGCUGAAGCAUUUGGCUGUGUGCCUCGAGACUACAUGGAUCCUCUUGAAAAAUGCAAUCUGUGGUAGCAAUCGCAAUUAGUGAUUUUUUUUGGAAGAUAGAAAGAAUGGCCAGAGGGACACGUUUAAAUGGCUGCUUUUUGUUGACGGAGAUACGAGCGGAGUGACGAAUCAGGGUGCUGGAUUUAUUUUAUUUAGUGCAAGAGGCUUUUCAAUAUUUUUGAACAUUUUAAGCCAGAAAAAUAACUCUAUAUGAAAAGGACCUUGCUUGAAAUUAAGAAUUGUUGAGCACGCGAUUCAGGUGCUGUUCGGGUCGAGUCUGAUAUGAAUGCGAGCCGCCGGAUGUGAUUUUUUUAUUCACCAGAUUUGUGUCGAAAAGUCGGUAGUUGAUAUCACAUCACGUGUACGAGAAUUCCGGUGUUCCCCAAUUAAAUGAGUAAUCCCAAUGUGAUUCAAUUGUGCCGAAGAAAUGAUCUAAUUUGAGCCGUAUUUUGAUGCCAUACCAGGAGGAGGACGAUGCGUAAUUCAUGAUGCAAUAUGUGAAGACAUGAAAAAAAAGACUGACGUACAAACA